AACUGACACAGACUGUGCUAUUUUGAAUUGUGCAUGUGUGCUGCUAUCGUACUAACCCCUGUGUUUAGUUUGCGCUAUCUCUGUGUGGUUAUCGCAGGCUGCAGCUAGUGUACACAGAAGAUAGAAUAGUUUACGCUAACAACUUCUUUAAUCUAUCCUAUAUAGCUAUCAAUAUCGCGUCAAUGCCAACACCCAUCCAAGUCCUGAUUAUACACCAUGCCGCCUACUAAGGAGAUACUGCUGUACACUAAUAUCAUGCGAGAAUUUCUCAAGUGGUAUAACAAGGAGCACAACUGGGAUCAAUAUGAAGACUUUCAUAAGAUUGACAAGAGCUUAUUCAAAGACAUCACACCCGAGAAACUCGUAACAUACAUGAAGAUACUUGCAUAUGGCAUCCCAAACCCCGGCCCAGAAGAUAUUCCUACUGGGCAAGGAGAAACGGGACUUUUAUUUGUGAAGCGAGCAAUCUCGUACUUCUUACCGGACGCCAAUAAGGAUUGGGAUGCUGACACACGUACCGGAAAUCCAGCACGUGCGAAACCGGUGGAUCAGCUGAUUCGGGUUGCUGGGAUGAAUGAGCCGAGCGCAGAGAGCAUACAGUUGAUUAAACGACAGUUGAGUACUUUUUCCAUGGAGAUCAUGGCGUUGCAGAGGACUAUCUUUGAUAGCAACCAGAAACACAGACACGAUUCAAAGCAUCUGGAGUUGCUAGUGGACAAGACUCGGGUGGAAUUGAUGCAAGAGAUGCUGAAUUUGAGUAAGCAAAGACAUGGAAUGAGUGGGAUGAAUACGAAUGGGAUUGGAAUGUCAUCUAACGGGAAGGGUAAUGAGGCCAAUACAGGUGGUAGUGAUAGCUACGCAUAUGGGGAAUACGAGUAUGGCCAGGAAGUCACACCUGUUGAGGAGGAGUAUACUACCAAUAGCAGUACUGCUAUUGAUGGCAACAACCGAAACAAGAACAAGAACGCCACUUCUACGACGCAAGACGUGAUGGCGCUUAGCAACCACGCUAGCACCAACACAAGCCAUGCGUACGGUAAUGACUACUCAUACAACGGCGGAUCUACUGUGUAUAGUAACAAGGCUCCACAGCAAUACGGAGCCAGCAGUAUGCAGGUAUCCACUUUCCCCGGCUCGUCUAACGAAUUCAUUGGCAACGCCCAACUGUCAUCCAAGCCAAAAACACUAGCCAGUCUAUGGGAAGAGUAUGAGAUUGGAAUUGGCACAAACAAAGCGGCCAGGGAGUUCACCCAGAAAGAGCGGGGGAGUGUGAGGAAAACGUAUAGUUUUAGAAACUCAUUCUGGAAGGCUAUGGAGACGGUGAUGGGGCGUGGGAAUUCGGUGGAAGAAGCGAUGCAGAAAAUCCAAAUAGCGUAUGGCGAAAAUGCUUCUGUGACUGCUGUGUGUCGGGCCAUCUCCAGAGAUAAGGACUUAUCACGUGUGUUGUCACCACCGUAAGUACCGCAACAAUAAACGCGAAGAGCACUGCGCUUAUAUGUGGGAACUCAGCAUGCGGCUUUACUUACAGAUUGACGAGUACUUCGAUACUGCAUGUGUAGGUAUACAAGCGGUAGGUCGGUGGGAACUAUAGUAUACCGGGCUGUACAGGAGACGCAUCAACCGACAACGGUGACUACCGUAUGCAAAGUUUGUCUACAAUCAUGGUAGUUUGCUAUGUGACCGCAUAAUCUAUCUGGAUAGUUAUUGACGAGGUGUCCUUGACUAUGCCCGUUACCGCCUAAAAAAUCGUUGGACAUAUAUAUAUAUGUAUAUAUAUAUAUAGAUGAGCUAUCGGAGUUAAUGGAAGACAACGGUUGUACUUGAAACCAGUCAACAGGAGUACCACCUCAAUAUCAUAGCGACAUAUUUGUCGUAGCCACUCUGCAAGGGUAGCAGUUGGCACAGGAACUUUGCUGGCUCUGAAGUUACCCCGCCAGAAACAAGGUACAUAUAUUUAUAAACCAG
Messenger RNA from Sphaeroforma arctica JP610, 1965 nucleotides. RefSeq lists its product as hypothetical. The record is from RefSeq and is a predicted model, not a curated record. The transcript has a single exon. Lineage: Eukaryota; Ichthyosporea; Ichthyophonida. Bases 217 to 1458 code for a protein of 413 amino acids.